AUGCUUGUCACGCUAAUCGCCAUAGCUCUCGUUCUGGAGACGCGCGGUCGCGAAUUAACAGAGUCCGACUACGAAGAGGGUGGCAUUAACUUCGCCUACCUCGGCCGACGGAUAUUCGGAAAGCCGAACGAAGAAUCGGGCCGUAACGUCGCCGCCUGGACUCCCGGCUAUCGGGAGAAUCCCGAAUUCCUCGGCACAUACGCCGAGGGCGAUAUACUCUUCGGGCCGCAGCGUUUGCGCAGUGCCGUAAAAUCGGAAUCGAGACGAUGGGUGCAUGGGAUCGUACCGUACGUGUUCAGCUCGAAGUUUUGGUUCUUUCAGAGGUUCAUGGUGUGGAGAGCGAUGGCGGCCUUCCAUCGGGAGACGUGUAUCAGAUUUGUAGAGCGUUCGGAUCGGGAUCGAGACUACGUGCUGUUCAUCUCGCAGCAUUGGGGUUGCUAUUCCAGCAUUGGUCGCGUGGGAGGUAAACAGGUUGUCAAUUUGCAAAGGCCAGGCUGCCUGAGGAGCGGGACGAUCAUUCACGAGUUGAUGCACGUCAUCGGAUUCGCGCACGAGCAGUCGCGUUUCGAUCGGGACAAAUUCAUCAAUAUUUCUUAUGAGAACGUGCAUCCCAGUAAGAAUUGGGUUUCUUUGGUCACUAAUCCAGGUCGAACUUUUGCAGAUAUGACCAGCCAAUUCGAUAUGUCACCGAAGCAGGACUUUACCGAUUUGGACGAGCCGUACGACUUUGGCUCCAUCAUGCACUACUCCUCGUAUGCGUUCACGUGGAACGGGCUCAUGACGAUGAUUCCCCUCGAUGGAGUUACGAAAUUGGGACGCGCCCAUUACUUUAGCCCUAUAGACAUCAUUAAGGUGAACAAGUUAUACCAGUGCGCACGAUCAAGCACUUAGUUUUGGUUAAUCCUUGC
This is a messenger RNA of Photinus pyralis (common eastern firefly), 908 nucleotides long. RefSeq names its product zinc metalloproteinase nas-4-like. Gene Ontology annotation, biological process: proteolysis. Lineage: Eukaryota; Metazoa; Arthropoda; Insecta; Coleoptera; Lampyridae. The record is from RefSeq and is a predicted model, not a curated record. Gene Ontology annotation, molecular function: metalloendopeptidase activity; zinc ion binding. Bases 1 to 891 code for a protein of 296 amino acids. The transcript is spliced from 3 exons.